This is a messenger RNA of Ailuropoda melanoleuca (giant panda), 4478 nucleotides long. RefSeq names its product coiled-coil domain containing 71 (gene CCDC71). The transcript has 2 exons. NCBI's taxonomy places the organism in Eukaryota, Metazoa, Chordata, Mammalia, Carnivora, Ursidae. The record is from RefSeq and is a predicted model, not a curated record. The coding region runs from base 140 to 1579 and encodes 479 amino acids.
CGGCACACUUCCGGUGCGCAGCGGGCGGCCAUGUUGGAGCAGCGGAGGCGGCGCAGAGGCGCGUCCUGGGUCCCCGCGGCGGCGCCGGUGCUGAGCGCUGGUUUGUGGAUACCCAGGCAGAUCUGCAGUGCCUAAUGCCAUGAGCGUGGUGCAGCAUGUGGAGGAGAAAGCUGUGCACUCCUGGUCGCGGAUCUCCACGGCAGGGAAGAAGGCCCUGGAGGAGGCGCUGCUUGUCUUUAACCCCAUGAGCCAGGAUCUCAGUGCCACAGAGGCCCAGCUUGUAGCCUUCCUGCAGGGCCUGCGGGAUGAUGGCUUCCAACCCACCAUCCUGCGCAGCGGUGAUGUCUAUGGCUAUAGUUCAUGCACAGCCAACCCCCCAAGCCAGACGAAGCUGCAGGCUCGUGCCCCCACCCCAGCUGCCACAUCACCUCCAGCCAGUGCUCCCCGAACUGCCAUGCAGCUGCCUGCAGGCCGGGCCACGCUGCUCCCUAUGCCACUAUCUGGGAGGCUGGCCAAAGCAUCCACACCAUCCCUUGCCAAGCAUGCUACCACCAACCUGCUGCUGAGCUCCCUGAAGCAGUCAAGUGCCAGCCGUGCCCGGGGUGCAGCAGUGGGCUUCCCCGCCCACCUCUAUCCAGGUGUCUACCCUGCCAUGCGGCUCUCUGUUGUCCUUGAGGCCCUGGUUCCGCUAAAGUCUCCCAUGCCCUGCUUGGGUGCCAAGCACAAGGCACAAUCACUGCAGCUCUCACUUGCAGACUCUCCCCUGAAGUUGCGCAAAGGUCCAGGGAAGAGGCAGGGGAACUGUCGGCCCAAAGCUCCCAGAAAAGCCACAGGCAAGGGCCCUAAAUGUCUGACUCACAGACGCUGCAGGGCCAGAUCCCAACAAGGCACUACACCCCGGAACAAGACCUACAAAGCCACUGGGUCCCUUGGUGGCCUACGAAUGAAAGGUGGCUCUGCCCUGGGCACCAAAAUGUCCCAGGCCAAGGCAGCUCGAACACUGGCCAAAGCUGCCCAGGCCAAGGCGGCUCAAACACAGGCCAAAGCUGCCAAGGCUCGGGCAAAAGCCAAGGCAGCACAGAUCAGGGCCAGGGCCAAGGCAGCACAGAUCCGGGCCAGGGCCAAGGCGGCACGGAUCAAGGCCAAAGCCAAGGCGGUGCGGGCUAAGGCCAAGGCGGUGCGGGCUAAGGCCAAGGUGGUGCGGGCCAGGGCCAAGGUGGUGCGGGCCAGGGCCAAGGUGGCUCGGACCCAGUCCAGGAGCAGGGGCAGGCCAAAAGGGUCUGUUCAGGCCAGGACCGCGAGGAGGGGCCCGAAAAGCCGCCCUGAGACUGUGGGGCAGAAGAGAAAAAGGGCUGAGGAGGCAAAGGAUCUUCCUCCCCGGAAAAGAACACGACUUGGGCCCCUAUCCCCUAAGGCGUGGCUAGGGCCUGGAACAGCAAAACUGCUGAAAUUCCGGGCCAUCAAGGUGGACAGGCGGUCCUCGGACGAUGAGGUGCGGCAGCGGGCUCAACGGAUCCUCCGUGUGAACCUGUCCCCUGUAAUACAGCUCCAGCCGUUGCUGCCAUACUCAGCGCCCUGAUUCCUUCUCAUAGCAACGUUUGGGGAAACUGAGCCCAAUUGUCUUUGUGGCCAGUGGCACAGUGUGCAAUGCCCAUGGAUUCUACAACCCCAAGGACUCCAGGUGCCUCUCCUGGGCCCUGAGAGCCACCAUUCUCCUUUCAGAGACUGGAGGAUAUGGGGUGGUAUGGGUGGGCGGGAGGGGCGUUCUCAUGGCGCGAUGCACUGUGAUUUGUUACUCUUCAAGUUGUACCUCCACUGUUCCAUCUAUCACGUUUUAUACCUUUCCACCUUCCAGUCUCCCUGCCGACCCUUCAUGGUCUUUUUUGCGUUUGUAGCUGCUGCUAGGCCAGCUUGAGCAUAUAGGAAAAGUGGCCCCAGGAACAGGGCUGCCAAAAGGGGGUCCCAGUAGCCUGAGAUAGGUCAUCGCUGUGAGUGGGAAGAGUAGCUCUCAGGCUCCUCUGGAGGUGCUGGCCUCUGUGGAUGUGUGAGAAGCAGCCCCUGUGGACAGGGGAAGAGCCGCUCUGAGGAGGCACACCUCCCAUUCAGGCUGUGCUGGUUUGUUUUCCAGUUAGGCCAUACUACACAAGAGGACAGUUGGUGGCCCUGUGGGGAACCUUGGCAGCCAGCAGGUUUCUAGGCCAGGGAAGGGGGGUUUUGUGGUACUGCUCCCCAGGGGCCAUUCAGACAGCCUGGCCUUGUCUCCUAGCUGGCUCUGGCUGAUAUCUUGGGGCUUUACCUGAGCUUGUCUGGGGAAGGGCCAGGCCUAAAUUAGCUGAAGUACCUCUGUCUGUCCUUCCAGCCUCGACUUGCCCAGUUAGUGGCAAGGGUUUGGGGGUAGUGUCAGAGGCCAGGGCUCUGGGUUGUUUGGCCACUGAGUCUGUCCUCACUGACUGCAGAAUUUUCUCCUUGGAUGAGUGGGGUACAGUGUUAGCUGAGCCAGGAGAGUUUCUACAACUGCUGCUCCCCAUCAGCAGUGCUUUCUGCCUGAGUCCCAAGCACUCUGUUCCCAAGUCCAGCCUUAUCAAGCUUCCUGACAGGGGUAUGUGUGUGUUUCAGACACUAACAGCUCUUCCUGCUUUGGAGAGGGGGCUGGGCCUGGAACAAAACUAGCUCCCCGCCCAUCUGCCAGUCCUUCCCUAUCUGCCCAGCCUGAAAGGCAGUGGCUGGGGCUGGCAGUGAGGGGGACACAUUCCCCAGAGGCUCCUAGAGACCAGCAGCCUUUCAGGGCUUGGGGUGGGAGCCUCAUUUGAAUGAGAAUCGGAUCUCUUCUGUCUCUGUGGGUUAGUCUGAACCCUGGCCCCGCUAGCGCCAGCUACAUCGGGUGGCGGACCUGUGGAGAAGUUCUGCUUGCUUUUUGGUACCCCCUGCUUCCUUUUUUUUCUGCACCUGGUGGCUGCCGUUAAUAGGGUGCGGCCUCCCUUGCUCCCAGCCUCACUGUGCCUUCACAAUCUUGCAUGCUCCUUGUGUCUGGCAGUCCUGCUUUCAUCUGUGAGUAUGGGAUGACACCCAGCUUCUCAAGGUCAGCCUGCUUGGGACCCACUCUUCAUCCUCUCUCUCAGGCCUGAUUCCAGCUCCCAUGGCGCAGGACCCCCACCCGGGCUAGGCCUCCUUUUUUGCAGUCUGCAACUCCUUUCAGUUCUGCUGCUGCUGUCACGAGUGGGUGAGAGGUUGGCUCUUUCCCUGAGAGCUAUCCAGAGGGGGAGAACUCUCCAGGCCUCCCUGUGGGGCAGAGUGAGGUGGGGGGUACCCCUAGGAUCUCUACUCAGACCCUGUCCUUCCCAGUCCAGGCUCCCAGAACAAUUGCUGAGGAGGUGCCAGACACACUACCCGCCCCCACCCGGCUGCUCAAGUGGCAGCUGCUACCCACCUACUGGCCACUUGAUUGUUGGCCAUGGCCAGAACCUUCAAGCCUCGUGCACCUGUGGCCUCCAUGGCCCUAAGCCGUACUGCAUUGUCAGUCACCUACAGGUGGGGAGGAGUGUAAGGGCUCUGGAGAUGGUAUCUCUGGGUUUCCUGCAGGUUUGGCCUUGUGGGGUUCAGGUCAUUGCUGGGGGCUGGAGAGGGGAGGACUGUGCUGUGAAAUUUUGGAAUUGGGGGCCAAUCACCUACCUCUUGCCUUGCCAUUCUCCUUGGGCAUUCCCUAGGAAUCUGAGAAUUGCUUCUUUUGUGACUCUCAGGACAGGGAGGCCAUGGCAUUGAGAAUGUGAUCUGGAGUGAUGGUCGUGGCAGCAAGAAGACCUGGUGGCAAGCAGAGAGUGGUGAGGGUACCCAUGUGCCCAUGUGUGCAGGUCUAGGGUCAGGGCCUGGUCACUCUGACAAGCCCUUGUGGUUGCAGGUGUUGAGAAUGUCACCAUCCAGCUGGACCUAGAGAGUGCCUUCUACAUUACCCACCCCAUCAUGACUUCGAGGUGACCCAGUGCCCCAGCCUGAAGGCAUGGUUGGUGCCUCCUGACCUGAUGGGUGCCAGUGAUGCUUCCCCCUGGUGACCCAAGGAUCCCCCUCCUGUCCCCAGACAUUCUGCCCAGCAACUCUGCUCCUGGGGUGCUCAGUGGACCAUGGCCACUCCUGGCAUAUGUACCGAUACUUUGCCUACAACUGCUCAGGCCUUUUUCCUGGGAUCCCUCCGGCUCCUGGCCACAGUCAGUGACCUUGUUUGUGACCAGCGUUACUCUGACAUCAAGCCUUCCACUGAGGGAGAGGUCACACCCAGAGGAAGGGGGUUUGGGCCCUGGGGUGAAGCCAGAGGCUCAGGUUUGCUUUUUUUCUCUCAGGUAAUCUUCAAAGUUCUGGACCCAGGCACUCUGGUGGAGUACCCAAACAACCCCAAGAUUCAGGGUAAUCGUCCCCACAGCCAGUCCUGUACUCCUUGCAUGUUAGGACAGCCAGAUACUGGGGUGAGGUGAGGUCCUGCCUGAGUG